Striga asiatica is the source of this 651-nucleotide messenger RNA. The record is from the annotation of a GenBank genome assembly. Lineage: Eukaryota; Viridiplantae; Streptophyta; Magnoliopsida; Lamiales; Orobanchaceae.
AUGAUGAGUACCCCUCAAUUAAUCCCCCUCAUCACCUGUUUCCUUUUCCUGAGGUUUGCCGCCGCACAAACACUCAUCGACACCUCCGAAAAUCCCGUCCGCCGUGGAGUCCCUUACUACAUCUCCUCGAUCGGCCGUGGGGCCGCCGGCGGCGACCUCAGCCUGGUGGAGAGCCGCAGCACGUGCCCUCUGGACGUGAUUCAGAUGCCGUCUGACAUCAGACCGGGCCUGCCCUUGACCUUCCACCCGGCGAGUGGGCUAGACGGGCCCAUCAACGCCCGGGCCAAUCAGAAAUUCCGGUUCACCACCGCACCUAUAGAGUGCAACGAGAGCACUGUAGUGACGGUGCGUAUUGACCCAUUCCUCCGGAGGAGUACCCUCUCGACCGGGGGUGUGCUCGGGAACCCCACCGGACAGGACCCGGCUUACUGGUUCAAGUUCGAGCCAUACGGGCCGAGCGGCCCGAAUACAUGGUACAGGCUCCAGUAUUGUUUGUCGUGCGAAAGGUGCAGAAUGGCGGACCAAUGCUCGAAUGUGACCGUAGUCUCGGAUGGCCGCUCGAGGCGUUUGGCUCUGGCCACGUCGGAAUCAAAUGCGCCGUUUACUGUUAACAUCAGGCGGGCCCGAGCUUAUGAUAAAUCAGCUGAAUAA